Dermacentor andersoni is the source of this 1176-nucleotide messenger RNA. Its product is annotated as lysozyme-like. The record is from RefSeq and is a predicted model, not a curated record. Gene Ontology annotation, molecular function: lysozyme activity. NCBI's taxonomy places the organism in Eukaryota, Metazoa, Arthropoda, Arachnida, Ixodida, Ixodidae.
CCAAUUUUCGUAGUCUUUAUUUCCCGGUGCAUAGACGGAAGCACUUUCACUAGUAUGGAGGUUGGAGGUUAGUAUGGAGGUAUGGAGGUACGCCACGAAGCAGCCUUUUCCUGAGAAGUCAGUGAACAUCUGCAGCUACUUGCAAGGUUUUUAUUCAGGCACAUACUCAGUGGCCUUGGUUAUUUGUUUGCUGAAUAAGGCAGCAGCCAGAACUUACUUAGUGGUGCACUAUAGUACACAGCUUUAGCUACCGGGUAAAAGUUGUUAGACACCGCAAUGUUGAUGAAGUUCCUAAAGAAUGCUAAUCGCAGUUAAUGGGCAAGGUUUGCGUUCUGGCAAAAUUCAGUUUAUCCCUUAUAGCAUGUGCUUGAAUGUCGCUGAAUAUACCAAUAUUACUGAAUUUUAGUAAUCUGUUUCGUUCGGUAGCGAAUACAUGAAAGAGAUCCUGAUGUUCGGCCUAUAGCGGUUAACAUUGUCUUCUCUGAAACACCUGGUGCGCUGCGAUGCGCAGCUUCGUAUGAACAAUGUGCAUGGUUUCAGGCACUAUCUUGUAGUUAUUUGGUUCUUGGAAAUUUUGACAAUUCAAUAACUCGACGCAGCCACUUUUCCACGCGUGCAAGUUUUCCACACACAAUGAGCAGUUAUUAAAUAGCCCUAAUUGUUCGUAUACGCCGUUGAAUUCUGGGCACGUCACUUUGGAGUUGCUGAGGUUCAGAACGCAUUGGUUCGAGGGUAUGCAGCUGGUUGAGGUAGCCGCUCUACUAACGCUUGUAACGGCAACUGUGGGCAAGAAGUUCACACGCUGCUCCUUGUCGAAAGAACUUGCCAGGAACGGUAUACCCAGAGGGCAGAUGGCCAACUGGGUAUGCCUCGUCAACUCCGAAAGUGGCAUGAAUACGAGGGCUAUGAACCGUAACAGAGACGGCAGUGUCGACUACGGGCUUUUCCAGAUCAACAACCGGUACUGGUGCAGCCCUGGUCCCCACAACCAAUGCCGAGUCAGGUGCAAAGAUCUGCUCUCCGACAACAUUAAAGCAGCAGUAAAAUGCGCCAAGUUUAUCUACAAAAGAAUGGGAUUCUCGGCUUGGUACGGCUGGCAGGCGAAAUGCCGGGGAAGAAAUCUGGGAAGAUACACUAGAGGCUGCAGGUUCUGAGAAAUAAACAGUUUACUCUUUU